Anoplophora glabripennis (Asian longhorned beetle) is the source of this 609-nucleotide messenger RNA. RefSeq lists its product as uncharacterized. The record is from RefSeq and is a predicted model, not a curated record. The coding region runs from base 1 to 609 and encodes 202 amino acids. NCBI's taxonomy places the organism in Eukaryota, Metazoa, Arthropoda, Insecta, Coleoptera, Cerambycidae. The transcript has a single exon.
AUGCCCAACACCAACAGUAACGAUAGCAACAACAUCGCCAGAAACCUCGCGGAAGGAAUGGACAGUGCCGAGCUACACCGCGUGACUGUCCGCGUACCGCCGUUUUGGAGUGAUAAGGUAGGACUUUGGUUUUGUCAAUUGGAGGCACAGUUUAGUAUCGCCGGCGUAAGGCAGGACUCGACAAAAUUCGGUUACGUCGUUGGAAAUUUAGAUAGCCGAUACAUCGAAGAAGUAGAAGAUAUUAUUUGCAACCCACCUGCGCAAAACCAGUACGAGACUUUGAAAAGUGAACUCAUCAAACGUUUGUCGGACUCUAGCAGCCAACGAGUACGAAAACUAUUAGAAAGUGAAGAGUUAGGGGACCGCACACCUUCCCAAUUUCUACAUUUACGAAAACUGGCAGGUAAAAAUGUGAACGAAGAAUUUAUAAAAACCCUGUGGAUGAACCGGUUGCCGACGCCUACACAACGAGUGCUCGCAGCAUCGCUGCAACAACCCUUGGCCGAUAUGGCUGAAGUGGCGGACCGAGUACACGAAAUCGGACCAUCGAGGAGCCAAGUAUCUCAAGUGAAUGAAAGAUGUGCCCGUCUCAAGUCAAACACCAGCUAA